This is a messenger RNA of Pecten maximus, 4117 nucleotides long. Its product is annotated as caspase-3-like. The coding region runs from base 258 to 1619 and encodes 453 amino acids. The transcript is spliced from 10 exons. The record is from RefSeq and is a predicted model, not a curated record. Gene Ontology annotation, molecular function: cysteine-type endopeptidase activity. Gene Ontology annotation, biological process: regulation of apoptotic process; proteolysis. NCBI's taxonomy places the organism in Eukaryota, Metazoa, Mollusca, Bivalvia, Pectinida, Pectinidae.
CUCAACUUUCGUUUUGUCGGAGUGAACCAAGAUAAACAGAAAACAGUCGCCCAGGAUAUACUAGCUCUCCAAGGAAGCCUCUCAAUCUCCCAUACAUGUAGCUUCCACUUGGGAGUGGUCAACGACACCAAAUAGGAAGGCGUAAUAAAACAUAUCCGGGUCUCAACCUAGCAACCUCUCACUCUCAGAGCGGACAUCUUCCACUAGAUUAAAAGGAAAGUCCUGCUAGCUUGAGCUGGUAAGAAUCAGACAUCGAUAUGGCAGAUGAUGAGUGGAAACAAGACAUUAGGAAAAAUUGGACUGUAAUUAUCAAGAAUUUGGCUAAUCCUGACGAGCUGUUAGAGUAUUUACAUCACAACAUCACACCUCCACUCCUUAAUGAAGAACAAAUGAGGAAAAUAAAGAGUAUGACUUCAAAGAAAGAGAAGACCCGAAAGUUGAUGAGCACACUAAUGUAUGGAGAUGACAGGGUCCUACCAGCGUUUGUACAAGCCCUACGAGCCACUAAGAACGAAGCUUUAGCUGACAAGUUGGGACAAUGUGAAAACAAACUGACACAAGAAAGAAGACAAAAAUUACAUCUUGGCCCAAAGGUGUGGCCUCCUAGUAUUGAUGAACUGGAACAGAUGCAUGAAGCUAAUGCUGAGCAGUGUGAUAUGGCUGAUGUAUUGAGGGGAGAGUAUACACAUCAGGAAGAGGUCUACACUAUGACUGCUGAAAGAAGAGGCCUUGCUGUUAUCAUCAACAAUACUAAGUUUAAAGACCCUACAAAAGACCGAAUAGGUUCCGACGAAGACCGGGACAAGUUGUCACGGGUCCUUUGUCAGCUUCACUUUGACAUUCGGAUCUACAAUAAUGUGACUGGUGCUGACAUACUGAGGAUUGCAGAGGAGAGUAGCCAUUGGGGACACCACCAGGAGAGUGACUGUUUUAUCUUUGUGGUGCUCAGUCAUGGCUCAUCUGAAGGAGUACAUGGAACGGACAAUGGUAUUGCACAUUUUGACGAGAUUGAGGCAAAUUUUAAUAGUAACAACUGUCCACAUCUGACAGGGAAACCGAAGGUGUUCCUUUUUCAGGCAUGCAGGAUAACGAAAGGAACGAAGGAUGAGAAAAACCAAUCCGGGACACAAGAGUUUGACUCCAUGGAACCAAGUUCAGAGCCAGAAGCAUCAAAUGAAGCUGAUUAUGAUGAUGAUGAUGUUGACACGGAUAUAGACAAAGCAUUUGAAAAUUUGCCAGAUGAUUGUGACCAAGUACAGGAAGACAGUAGCAUGGAUGAGGAACCGGGAAAACAGAUUCCAAGGAGCCAUGUAUCUUCAGAUUUCUUUAUUGCUUAUGCAACUCCUGAAGGAUUCCGGGCCUACCGACAGGAAAAAAGAGGGAGCUGGUUCAUCCAAGCCAUUGUUUGGGUUCUUAAGUACAACGCCCACAAAGACCAUUUGCUGAACUUAAUAACAAAGGUCAAUAACUAUGUAUCAACUGCUAUGUAUGGAAGACAUAAAGGGGUACAGGUGUCAGAGAUGCGUGGUUCACCACAGAAGAGGCUCUAUUUCUUCCCAGGAAUUUACAACGAUCCUCCAGAGAAAAAUGACUACACUGGGAAAUGCAUUAACUAUUGAUAAAGAAGAUCAAAUAUAUACUGUUGAUAUUAACACUGACUACAGGCUACAUCAACAGAUGGCAGGGUAUUUAAACGCUCUUCGUCUGGUCAGUGGACCAUCUUCCAUCUUACGUUGGUAAACUAUUCUUGUUACUGCUACUACAUGAGAAGUAUUAGGUGGAUUGUUCUCAUAAUUCAUAUGUAUUUGGAUUUUGAGCUUGAUCCAGCAAAACAAAAUGGCAGAUAAGUGAACUAGCUUAGCCUUUCUAAUUCACAGAAAAUUCAUUUUAAAUCUUUCUUAGAUUUCGGAUGUAGGUUCCAAUCGUUACAAAUCGUUAAAGUAGAGAAAAGAUUAUAGAUCCAAUCCAGAUCUUUCAAUGAUCACUACCACGAAUCUUGUUUAUAUUGUGAAUGCCUGAAGAACUAAAAUAAACUUGAGAGGCUGGAAUAUUUCCUACACAGGUAAACUUACAAGAAAACUUUAAUUCCAUUUUAAAUGAUAGUUUAUGAAUCAGGAGUUUUGUCAAACAGAUGUGAUUUGAACCAUUGUUGUCGAUAUUUGUAUUCAAAUAUAUCCUAAAUAAGUACCAGUAUAGUUAGCUCACCAGCCUGAUGGGCAAGUCUCAACUUAUGCCAUGGUGCAGCAUCUGCUGUCUGUCAUCAUUCCUGUGUCAACUUCUCCUUUGAAUGAAUUCUUUUCAUGAAGGCCUAGUAUUACAUUGAUAUUGGGCUGUUACAUUACUCCGAUAAAGGUCCAAAUGUUUGCAAAUAGGAAUAACCUUGACCCAUACUCAAGGUUACAUUAGUCAACUUUGUUAAAACACUCAAACUACAUAGUACAUGUAUGUAUUUAUUUUGAUUAACUGAAAGGUAGAGAAUCAUCAAAGCAGUGAAUACAGGUGAGAAAUACAGGCCCAUUGGACCUUUUGUUAAAAAAAUCAUUCACUUUUGGAUUGCUGUAUAUAGAAUAAUGAAGCCCCUAAAAAGAUUUUUUUUUCCUUUUAUUUACAUAGUAGCUUAAGGUAAAUAUGAUUUUGAAAUAUAUAAAGAGAAUACAGUAUAUAUUUUAUUAUGAACGUAUAUAUGAUUAAAUAGUUGUAUAACACUUGUUUACAUGUAUUGUUUGUAAGAGUUUCCACUGAAGUCUUGUGUAGUUUUUGUACAUAAUAGGGGAUACUUCCCUAUCACUCACUUCAUUUUAAUCUACAGUACCUUUAUUCUCAUGUUAUCACAUAAUAUAUAUCCGGGAGAGGUCUGCCACAAUACAAAAAAAAUGGUCAUGUAUCAUGCUAAAUACCGUAAAUGAAAGACAGAAUAUACUUAGUAUGAAAUCGGGAGAUUUCAUGUUUCAUUGUCUCUUUAGCUUGGUUCAUUUGUUGAUCACAAUUUCGUCUGGAGCAAUGUUGGAACUCAAUGUUGUACAGACAGACGGUCUAACAUACUUGGAGUGUGCACACUGGAGUACUGAGCUCUUCUGUAUGGAUGUAAUAAUGAUAAAUUUAUAAUAAUAUUUAUUCAGGUAAAGCAUACACAGUACAAUAGAAUCACAUAUAUGUUAUACAAUAUUUACAUCAUUUCCAUAUUCUUAAUUUCAUAAUAGAUAAAAAUGAUGAGUGAUUAAUGAAUAGUAUCACAAAUAUUGUUGAAAUAUCACAGUUGACAUAAGUAUCAUGUUAUAUAUUGCACAUUAUUGUUAUAGAGUAAAUUUGCUUUACCUAGGAUUGCCCAUGAAAGCCGAUGUACAGCUUAUUUCCAAUGGGGUCCUCGAGUAAAAGAAUUUUUAUCAUUAUAAUUAUUUAUUUAUCAUAUUAAAAAUUUGUCAAAAUGUAUAGCCAUUAAAAGUGUAGGUAUGAAAUACACUUUUUUAGAAAAAAUAUCAAUUUGAUAAAAGUAGUGCAGGCCAAGUUUUUCAAGGGAUGGGGAUACCCUACCAGCGAGAUCUGCUCAACCUGCACACUGUGUACUCAAUCACAGAAAUCAUGGUGGUAAAUUAAAAUUAUUAGAUGUUACAAGGGUCAUCAUGGAUAACACAGCAUGUAAUUGCCAGAUAGUAUUAGGCAAUAUCCUUAUAUGAUGAUAUAAAUGAAUAAAACCACAAUAAAACCAAUACAGACACCUAGCGGUUGGGCCAAUCCCUACCAGCCAGCUAUCUGCACAAGAUAGAAAAAUGACAUACAGGUUACUUAAUAAAACAUAAUAAUAAAUAUAAAAUUAAAUGUUACAUGUAAUGCUCAAUAAUAAACAAAGAGAUCAUCAGAUUCCAUUUUUGCUUGUGAUGCCAGAUGUUUUUUGACACUGAGUUUGAAUUUGUGCUUUUUAAAGUUUUUGAUAUGAUCCGGUAAGGUGUUCCAAUCUUUGGUGACCGAAAAGAAAAAAAGUUGAUGUUUCUGUCCCUUUGGUGUUUCUAAUGCAAAAGUUCGAAUGUCCGGAUCAGGUACUAUAUGCUUUGUUAGUUUUUGUGAAAAAUUCAUGCAUAUACUGAGGGCAUUUUUUAUUAAAGAUAUUUUAUACAAACAA